AAAAUUGUUGAAAUUUAAACGAUAAACUGAUUGUCCUAUGAUUUAAACAAGAUACGAUAUAGCCUUAAGCAAAUGUAUUAGAUACUUCUUCAGUUUAAGAUUUGUCCUGCUUGAUAUAAUCUUCCGAGCGCCAGUUGUCGGGAAGAGCAGCUUAAAAACCAGUGAAGAAGAAAUAAGUGCUGCAUUCAACUGGUAAAAAUGGCUGUAGGUUGUGGAGCCAAGUGUGCAAAGUUUAUGUUGAUAGUGUUUAACACUAUCUUUUGGUUGUCUGGAGCAGCAGUUUUGGGAGUUGGUAUCUGGCUCAGAAUUGAUCCAUCUAUUCUCAAGUACCAACAGGUAGUCAGCAUAGACUCUGAGGACCCAAUGCUAGAGUAUGCUGCCUAUGCCCUUAUUGCUGCUGGAGCCUUUGUAUUCCUAGUGGGAUUCUGUGGCUGCUGUGGAGCACUUAGAGAGAGUAAAUUCAUGCUAGGCAUGUAUAUUUUCUUCAUGGUAUUGAUCAUGGCUGUUGAAUUAGCUGCUGGCAUUUUGGCAGUUGCAUACAAAGACAAGGUUGAGACCCAGUUGAAGGCGUAUAUGGUGACAUCUAUCAAGAAUAAAUACAUGACCAACAACACCAUUGGUGCUGCUUGGAACUUGGUUCAGUACAAUCAUGAAUGCUGUGGAGCAAACAACUACACUGACUACCAAAACAGCAAGUGGUCAAAUGCAUCUGGGAUUCAUGUUGCUCCUACCUGUUGUAAGAUGGAUCCAGGAAAAGACCCAGAUAAAAUCCAGCCUGUUAAUUAUCAAGUAUGCCAAACGGAGGCUAAUGCAGGGACACCAAGUCCAACCCAACUACACAGUAAGGGCUGCUAUGAAGCUGUCAAGGCCUGGUUUCUCAAUCACGCGGUUGUCGUCAUUGCUGUGGGUUGUGGUAUUGCAGGAGUUGAGUUAUUUGGUUUCAUAUUUGCCAUCUGCCUCUGCCGUGGCAUCGGAGAUGAAGAUUAAGAAGGUGAAGCAAUCAACUGAAGUGCUUAGACAUUUGAUUCCUAUUUAAAUUUUGGAAAAAAUAACUUUUUGUGUGAUAACAUAUUUUAAACAAGAUAUGUUAUUUACUUUUGGCUGAACAAUUUAUGACAUAGGGAACUUAACAAGAGCUCCUUUAAACUGUUGUUUAUGACGAUAUUUCCAGGUCUAAAACAGACUGUAGUUCACAUGUUUUAUCCCGCAUCUUAAAUACCAAAGCAAAUUAAAUUUUUUGUAUACUUUUUUUUGUUCCAACUAACACAGUUAAUGAGAAAAGUGGAGAAAGACAUUUACGUUUGUGGUUUAACCUCUUAGACUUAAGCACGUAGCAAAUGGAGCAAAUUCAGUUGGUUGGUAUUAUUGACUACAUUAUUUCUCUUUUUAAUUAAGUUCAGGUUUUUAUGUGAUAAAGUAGUGGAGAAACUUACAAAAUUUUAUUUUAUUAUAUGUUUUGUAUUUUAUAAAUAUUAGUUUUUAAAACAAAAAUAACUAGAUCAAAAUUGCUUUAGUAAUGAAUUUCCUUUAGUGAAGAUAUGGUAUGCUUAUCCGAAUGUAUAUUGAAGAAUAGCUGAUCUGAAAGAUGACCUUAUAAAUAACAUGCAUUGACACCCUUUAAGUGGACUGUCAGUCCUCAUUUAAUUACCUAAAAAAAUUAAGGGCAUUCUCCUCGGUUAGUAGAACUAAGCUCUUCCAAAUGAUAUACUGCUUUUUUAUGUACACACGAGUGCCUGACAUGGUAUAUAUUUUUCUAAUUAAGGGUGGUAUGCAAAUUGCUCUUUGGAUUAAUAUUUUAUGAGAUAUUUUGAGUUGGAUCUGCCACGCCAGGCGGAACAUUCUUGUUUUGAACAUCAAAUAUGAGGUUGUUGCUAUUUUUAAAAAAGAAAAUAAACUGUCCUUAUCAAGCAAUUAAAAGAACUCAUUCAUGUUAACCACCUGCAACUUGCAAUAUUGUAGAAUUGAUGGUACUAGUCCUUGUAUAAAAUUAUUCAUGCCACGCUGUAUAUUUUAAUUGAUGUAAAAGGUGGAAGAGUGAUAGCAGUGGAUUUGUGUACAUAGAUAUCUAUUUUUAAAUAAUAUCUUACUAAAUGUUGUAAGUUUGUAGCAAAGUAGGUUAAAAUUAAGUUGUGUUCAUUUGAAUGGAAUUUUGUAAUGGAAAUAGCAUUGUAUCUGACAGCUGAAUCAUUGUUGAGCAAGACAGGGAAGGUUUCUUUUCACUAACUGGAAAGCUACGGUUGCAUUGUUCCCAAUAGUAGACUUAUUUCAUGUCUUUGUACAAAAUAACAUUACUCAGUGCUUUGUUCAGCAAUGUUUUAUUUUAGUGGCUAUAUGUAUACUUCUUAGUAUAAAUCUCAAAUUAUCAUAGGUCCCCUAAAUAGUUCUGGUAAUAUUAGUCAUUUAUGAACAAUAUAACAAGGUUUUAAUGACAUAUCGGGGGGAAUAUUUUUCCCCAAUAACAUAGACAACUACAUGCAGUGCCUUAUUAACACAGUACACUUAACCUUGCAACAUUCCAGCAGAAAGUUGUGUUUACAUUUUGGACCGUUUUUGGUACAACCCUUCUCUGUGGGCUGUCUGAUUAUUAGCCUAAAUGGGUCAUAGGUAUGAUGAAGAUGGCCACUUUCAGCAGUUUUCAUUCUCUGGUACCACUGGUUAUUGCCAUCCCAGCCUCUGGGUACUGCAUGCAAGUAGUAUCAGAGAACAAUUGGAAUGCUAUCAUUGUUCUGGUGAGCUUGCCCCAAUCAAGCUGCUCCACAGAGAAGGGUUCUAACAAUAAGCAACUUUAAUGUAAAUGCGACUCCAGUGAUAAAUGGGGGUCAAAAUAAUGGAGUGCAAUUGAUCAUUCAUCAGUUGACUAAUAGUAUUUGGUAGCUUCUAUAGAUCUUCAAGUAAUAACAUCCACUUAUAAACAAAGUUGAAAAUCCUAGAUAUGAAAUCCUGUCUGGAUAUUUAUUUCCAACACUGGUGGACAAGCCUGGAUAUAGUCCUUAUAUUAACUUUGUGCAUUGUACAAUCUUCAUUGUCUUACUCCAGAGGACAAUAGACCUACGUCACGUUUGGCUGAUUCAUUGUUGACUUUCACAUUUUAACUAACAGUUUAAAGUUCCAUAUUUUAGGUUAGAUUUCUUUUAGCAUAAUAAAUUUGCUAUGGAAACAG
Molecule: messenger RNA, 3160 nt
Organism: Lingula anatina
Lineage: Eukaryota; Metazoa; Brachiopoda; Lingulata; Lingulida; Lingulidae
Product: CD9 antigen
Cellular component (GO): plasma membrane
Source: RefSeq, a predicted model, not a curated record